Molecule: messenger RNA, 2255 nt
Organism: Emericellopsis atlantica
Lineage: Eukaryota; Fungi; Ascomycota; Sordariomycetes; Hypocreales; Bionectriaceae
Product: Hsp70 protein-domain-containing protein
Exons: 2
Coding region: 255-1946 (563 amino acids)
Biological process (GO): protein folding
Cellular component (GO): nucleus; cytosol
Molecular function (GO): ATP binding; ATP-dependent protein folding chaperone
Source: RefSeq, a predicted model, not a curated record
GGGCGUUUGAGCCAAGAGGUACGUACUGCUGGCCUUGUCUUAUCGAUUGCUUGCAUGGACUGCGAAUUUUUUGGGCGGGAUCUUUCCAGGUACCCCCCACCAAGGCCAGGCAGGUUCUACUUGCAGUUGAACCACCAUCACCAAAAUCAUCCAACCCUCUGCCAAUCGAGUCGACAACCUCUCGCCCUCGUACAGAAUACAUACUUGGCCGAGACUCUCAAAGACGCCCUAUAGAGGCAGAAACGAAACACACAAUGGCUGAGAACGCGAGCAACGCGGGGCCCGAGCCUGGGUCGAGGGUCACCAUCGGUAUCACCUUUGGUAACUCGAACAGUUCCAUCGCCUACACCACGGACUCGAAAGCUGAGGUCAUUGCCGAUGAGGCAGGUGACCGCCAGAUCCCCACUGUCCUCUCAUACAACGAUGGCGACGAGUACUACGGUGGCCAAGCAAAGGCCUUCCUCGUCCGCCAGCCCAAGAUCACCAUCGCCUACUUCCGCGACUUCCUAGGCCAGGACUUCAAGUCCAUUGACCCCACCCACUGCCACGCCGCCGCCCACCCCGAGGACACAUCCGGCACCGUCUCCUUCAGCGUCAAGGACAAGGAGGAGGAAUCAUCCACGCUCUCCGUCUCCGAAGUCUCGACGCGCUUCAUGCGCCGCCUGGUCUCGGCUGCCUCUGACUACCUCGGAAAGAAGGUCACAUCGGCCGUCAUCACCGUGCCCACCAGCUACACCGAGAAGCAGCGCGAGGCCCUCAUCAAGGCUGCCAACGACGCCGGCCUCGAGAUCCUCCAGCUGAUUGCCGACCCUGUUGCCGCGAUCCUGGCUUACGAUGCCCGGCCCGAGGCGGAUAUUUCCGACAAGAUCGUUGUGGUUGCCGACCUGGGCGGCACUCGCUCUGAUGUGACCGUCGUCGCCUCGCGCGGUGGCAUGUACACCAUCCUCGCCACCGCCCAUGACUUUGACUUUGCCGGCGUCCACCUCGACAACGCGCUCAUGGAGCACUUUGCCAAGGAGUUUAUGAAGAAGCACAACACUGACCCCCGUUCCAACCCCAAGUCGCUGGCCAAGCUGCGCCUGGAGGCCGAGGCCACCAAGAAGGCUCUGUCCCUGGGUAGCAACGCCCAGUUCAGCGUGGAGAGCUUGGCGGACGGCUACGACUUCUCCGUCUCGAUCAACAGGAUACGCUACGAGAUGGUCGGUCGCAAGGUCUUUGACGGCUUCAACCGUCUGGUCGAGGGCGCCGUCAAGAAGGCUGGCCUCGACGUGCUGGACGUCGACGAGGUCGUCAUGUGCGGCGGCACCUCGCACACUCCCCGCAUCGCCAACAACCUGCGCGGCAUCUUCCCCGAGACCACCACCAUCCAGGCCCCCGCGACCUCGACGACGGCCAUCAACCCCUCCGAGCUCCAGGCGCGUGGUGCCGCCCUCCAGGCCUCGCUGAUCCAGGAGUACGAGGCCGCCGACAUUGAGCAGUCGACGCACCCGGCCGUCACCACCGUCAAGCACAUUGCGAACGCCAUCGGCGUCGUCACCGGCGAGAACGGCGACGUGUUCCUCCCCAUCAUGCCCGCCGAGACCGCAGUCCCCGCGCGCCGCACCGUCCAGAUCCCCACACCCGCCGAGGGCGGCGAUGUCCUGGUCCGUGUCGUCGAGGGCGGCACCCACAUCAAGGUCACCAAGCCCGAGCCCAAGCCCGCCAAGGAGGCCAGCGACGACAAGGAGGAUGACGAGGACGACUCGGACUUUGACUCGGACGAGGAGGAAGAGGAGGAGAAGAGGGAAAAGAUCUGGAAGAUUGGCGGUGAGCUCGCCGAGGCGGCCAUCCGCGGUGUCAAGAAGGGCGGCAAGGUCGAGGUGACGAUCAACGUGGCAGCCGACCUGGGUGUCACGGUGACCGCGAGGGAAGUGGGCGCCAAGGGCGGUGUCAGGGGCCAGAUCUAGAUUUGAUGUUUUUACAGUGCACGCUUCAUAGACGCUACGAAGGAUAGACGAGGAAAAGUUGAUGAGACAAUAUUAUGAACAAUGUCAGCCCCCCGCGUUCAGAUCCAGCUUUUACGAUAAUGAGCUCAGACGUCCUUUGAGCAAAGGUGUCCCGACUCCCCUAGCCAGCUUCAGCUCGCAGCAUAAGAACUCUCCCACAAGCAUUAAUCUGGCUACACAACGACAAUGAAGUUGCAAAGUUUCCUGUCACGAACAUGAGACGGCCUUGUGUAGUAGUCAAAUCGGCAGUGUACAAUUAACCUCGCCUGG